Oncorhynchus masou masou (cherry salmon) is the source of this 1933-nucleotide messenger RNA. Its product is annotated as peroxisomal biogenesis factor 19-like. The transcript has 8 exons. Lineage: Eukaryota; Metazoa; Chordata; Actinopteri; Salmoniformes; Salmonidae. Gene Ontology annotation, cellular component: peroxisome; peroxisomal membrane. Gene Ontology annotation, biological process: protein import into peroxisome membrane. Bases 39 to 857 code for a protein of 272 amino acids. The record is from RefSeq and is a predicted model, not a curated record.
UUUACUGCGUCUACAGUAAAUUUGUUUGGAGAGAGAAGAUGGCGUCAGAAUCAGCGGAAACGUUAGCCGAACAGGACACAGAACUGGACGAGUUAUUGGACAGUGCACUCGAUGACUUUGAAAAGACAAACCCAGCCCCUCCAGCCCCAGUUCCUGCUGCUGCCGCGGCUCCCCCAUCAGCCAAGGGCAGUGAGGAGAAACCCCCUCUACUGGAAGACAGUCAGUUCUUUGAGGCUCUGUUUGAAGGGGAGAUGGCCUCUCAGGCGAAGGAGGAGUGGGAGAAAGCCAUGACUGAACUCGCACAGGAAGAACCUGAGCUGCUGCAACACUUUCACAAAUUGUCAGAGGCAGCAGGGAAAGUUGGUACUGAUGUAGCCUCCCAACAAGAAUUCACUUCCUGUCUCAAAGACACCCUCAGUGGGUUGGCGAAAAAUGCAGACAACUUACAGAGUGCAGGUUUGGCUGGAGAGGAUCUAGCAAAGACUCUGGAAGGGCUGGGAUUGGAUGAGGGUGGACAGGGGAGCGGGGAAGAUGGAAACAUCUUGCCGAUUAUGCAGUCCAUCAUGCAGAAUCUACUUUCCAAGGAAGUGCUCUACCCAUCUCUCAAAGAGAUCACUGAGAAGUAUCCUGAGUGGUUGAACAGCAAUCGCCAGUCCCUCCCGGCAGAUCAGUUCCAGCGCUACGAACAGCAGCACAAGGUCAUGGGAGAGAUCUGCAGCCAGUUUGAGAAGGAGGGAGAGCGAAGUGGAAGGGAUGGGGAGAAUCGCUUUGAGAGCAUUCUGGAACUCAUGCAGCAGCUACAAGACCUGGGCCAACCACCCAAAGAGCUGGCUGGUGAAUCGGAUGACCUGGCCUGAUGACUCCUUGCUGUCCCCAGUCCACCUGGUAGUGCUGCUGCUCCAGUUUCAACCAUUCUGCCUGCGGCUAUGGAACCCUGACCUGUUCACCGGACGUGUUACCUUGUCCCGGACCGGCUGUUUUCGACUUUCUCUCUCGACCGCACCUGCUGUUUCUAACUCUGAAUGAUCGGCUAUGAAAAGCCAACUGAGAUUUAUUCCUGAGGUGCUGACCUGUUGCACCCUCUACAACCACUGUAAUUAUUAUUUUUUUGACCCUGCUGGUCAUCUAUGAACGUUUGAACAUCUUGGCCAUGUACUGUUAUAAUCUCCACCUGGCCCAGCCAGAAGAGGACUGGCCACCCCUCAGAGCCUGUUUCCUCUCAAGGUUUCUUCCUAGGUUCCUGCCUUUAUAUGGAGUUUUUCCUAGCCACUGUGGUUCUACAUCUGCAUUGCUUGCUGUUUGGGGUUUUAGGCUGGGUUUCUGUAUAGAAACUUUGUGACACCGGCUAAUGUAAAAAGGGCUUUACAAAUAGAUUUGAUUUGAAUAAGACAACAACAUAGCAUGGCAUCAACACAUGAAAACACAGCACAGUAGCAACACAACAUGGCAGCACCACAACAUUGUAGCAGUGCAAAACAUGGUACAAACAUUAUUGGGCACAGACAACAGCAUGAAGGGCAGGAAUACAGCAUGCAAAGCAGCCACAACUGUCAGUUAAAUGUAAUGUAAAUGUCAGUAAGAGUGUCCAUGAUUGAGUCUUUGAAUGAUUAUAUAAAGGAGAAUUUGGUAGAAAGCUGGAUUCUACAUAUAAUUCAGUACAACUCAUUAGGAUUCCAGCCAGCCCAAUCCAUAGACUGUAGUCAAAGAUGUUCUAAUCUGUGGCGGUUCCAUUCUAUCAUCACUGUGCGGUGGAGUUUUUUGCGUCAGCUGUAUCUUAAUUGCUGCAUUCAAAACAGCUAGAAAAUGGGCACUCAGAAAACUCUCGACUUUCAAUGUGUUCAUGACAACUGUGAAGUCGAGCUCCGCCUCCGAAUGGGAAAAAAUUGUUUUCAACAGUCAUUCAACUCGGAAUUCCAUGUCAGAAACUCGGGCA